Molecule: messenger RNA, 861 nt
Organism: Oryzias melastigma (Indian medaka)
Lineage: Eukaryota; Metazoa; Chordata; Actinopteri; Beloniformes; Adrianichthyidae
Gene: nanos3
Product: nanos homolog 3
Exons: 1
Coding region: 71-685 (204 amino acids)
Biological process (GO): negative regulation of translation; oogenesis
Cellular component (GO): perinuclear region of cytoplasm
Molecular function (GO): mRNA binding; zinc ion binding
Source: RefSeq, a predicted model, not a curated record
GCUUGUGCCUAAUUACCAAUCAGACGUGCGUGGGCGUGUUCGUGCGCGGAGCUUCAGAGGAGCGCGCAGCAUGUCCGACGUGAAGUUUGGAGUUCUUUAUGCGGUCAUGGAGCCAAGCAGCUCGGGCUUCCAUCUGUGGAAGGACUACAUGGGCCUGUCGGACACAGUGAAGGAGAUCCUGGGGCGCAACCCCCCAACCGAGCCACACCCGUCGGAGUACGCGCGUCAUCGCUCGAGGACUUAUGAUCUGAACAGAGACAUGCGCCGCGAUUCUGCGCUCCAGAGCGCCCCAGCGGGCGCAGACAGCGCAUCGGGCUUCCCUCGUGCCCCCCUGCUCCGGAUCCCCAGGACCCCCCAGCUCCCAGGUAACCAAGUUGCGGAAUCGCCAAACAAAUCCAGAUCCAGAGACCCAAAGGACCCCGGGAGGAGUCGUCUGGAGCAACCGGCCACCGCUCCUUCCCCUGAUGGACCCAUGGUCUGCAGCUUCUGCAGACACAACGGGGAGUCCGAAAAGGUUUACCGCUCUCACUGGCUGAAGAACCAGGAAGGAGACGUUUUAUGCCCCUACCUGCGGCAGUACGUGUGUCCGCUGUGCGGGGCCACGGGGGCCAAAGCGCACACCAAGCGCUUUUGUCCAAAGGUGGACAGGGCGUACUCCUCCGUGUAUGUGAAGUCGAGGCGCUGAGAGUACCCCUCCCAGACUGAACUGAAUCUAUUGUAAAUAUGUGUGUGGUUUGUUUUGAGUUUAUUUUAACAUAGCCUACUUUGCAUGGUGUGCUUAUAAAGAUGAAGAAGAACCAAACAAUUUUGCUUGCGAAACCAGGUUGUUUUUGGUUGCAAAAUAAAUGUUUGCAUUUGCGA